AUGACGUCUAUUGGUACCGGCGUUACUUCGGUAUGCGCCGCUUCUCAAACAGAUGGUGAAUGGCCGGCUGCCUUACCGCCAGAUCUUUCAGAAUCAACUCUUCCCCGAGAAUUUCGCAGUCGCUUGCAUAAGAUGUUUGAACGAGUUGAAAGGGAAUUCGAACGAGAAUACCAAAAGUUGUGCGCAGAGAACUUUACUCUUCAAGAAAAAUUGGAAAAGUUUGAGGACACGGAUCAUCCAGAAUCGAGCAUAUUUACUAAAAAAUUGACAGCGAGUCAGUUGUCACACAGAAUAAAACAACAAUACAAGCAGUCUACGUCGCGCUUGGUUUCUAGUCUUAGACCAACAUCUGGAGGCUUGACUCUUCCAGGACCUGGGCAGAUGUCUUCUUCAAAUGCUAAUGACUUGUCAUCACGUGCUAAUUCAUGGAAUUUCAUUCAUCGAUUCUCUGGCCAUCGAGAUGGCAUUUGGGAAGUUACCUGUUUCCGGUCCUUCAUUGCUUCUGCGUCUGCGGAUACAACCGUUCGACUUUGGAGCAACUCUGAUCAACACAACUGCCUACUCAUCUACUCUGGUCACUCAGGAUCAGUGAACUCCGUUCGUUUUCGUGAUCGUGACAAUCUCAUGCUUACUGGUAGUGGGGAUGGCACCGCUCACCUCAUUGCCCUCCCUCCCAGCUUCUUUUCCGAUGGACAAUAUGCAACUUCCAACGCAUGUCAAGGUGCCUCCGGUGACUUUGAAAAUUCUCAGCUCACUGAGGGUGGUAAUGUCCAGCACCAAAUCCAACUUCGCGACCCUUCUGCAGUAUUCCAAUCAGCCAGUUUGGGUGAUACAGGAGUCACUGGUGGUUCAUCUUCCUCUCUUGAUUCCUAUCCACUUGCCGCAGCCGACUUUGUCUGUGGACGAGAGCAGUUGGUUACCGCUAGUUGGGAUCGUCUCGGUCACCUCUAUGAUCUCAAUACUGGCCAAGAAGUGCAGUCGCUUGCUGGUCAUGACCACGAACUCACUGAUGUAAGGUGUUGUCUUCGGCUACCUGUGGUGGUUACAUCGGCAAGGGAUUCGACGUUCAGGGUAUGGGAUUUCAGACAACCGCGGUUAGAGGUCCAUGUUCAGCAAGCGCAUAGUCGAAGUUCUUACCUUGAAAUUCCGAAUUCUAGAACCGUAUCCACCGCUCAGUUCCUUCCCGGCUCCAAUCCACACCAAAUAGUGAGUGCAGGCACUGAUAGAUACUGUCGACUCUGGGAUCUUCGUAAUCUCCGUGUGCCCCUCUUCACAGUCCGCACAGACGCCGGUAUCAAUCGGCUAGCCAUUUCUGGAUCUAGUCUCUUCCAGUCAAAUAACAGUACUACGUCCGGUUUUGGUGAAAGUGGAAAUACGGCGUCUGCAGCAAUGACUGCUCUAGGAGCAGCAGUGAAUGCUUCCAUGGGUAUCUCUGGAACAUCCGGAUCCACAAUUGCUCCUGGUGUAUCGCCUCAGAAUACGGCAGGAGGCACUGAUAACACUUCGAUGAUGUCAUGUGUCCUUGCUCUUCCCCUGGACAAUCGAACGCUUCGGUUAAUCUCUUCGAAUGGGUCGAGAAUUGGACGCAUUCCUCGAAAUGUCAGCCACGGCCACACGAGUGCAAUAACCAGCGCCGCGUGGGCAGAAGAGGGUCAGUGCAAUCUCUUUACCACAGGUUUUGAUCAACAGCUCCUUGGUUGGCAUCUUCAGAUCUCUUGA
Molecule: messenger RNA, 1719 nt
Organism: Rodentolepis nana
Lineage: Eukaryota; Metazoa; Platyhelminthes; Cestoda; Cyclophyllidea; Hymenolepididae
Source: the annotation of a GenBank genome assembly